Molecule: messenger RNA, 9468 nt
Organism: Girardinichthys multiradiatus
Lineage: Eukaryota; Metazoa; Chordata; Actinopteri; Cyprinodontiformes; Goodeidae
Gene: notch2
Product: notch receptor 2
Biological process (GO): Notch signaling pathway; regulation of DNA-templated transcription; regulation of developmental process
Cellular component (GO): membrane; signaling receptor complex
Molecular function (GO): Notch binding; signaling receptor activity; calcium ion binding
Source: RefSeq, a predicted model, not a curated record
CGUGUUGACUUCAGCUCCAGCAGCGCAGAGAGGUGCGAGACUUUUUCAGCGCCGUGUGUACGCAGAUGAAGUUAACUUUUUUCUGGGAGGGGGGUCAUUUUUUAGGCACUUUUAAAGUAACAACUCAUAGAACACAUGUAGACGAGCAGUGAGAUAAGUAACCGUUGAAGGGAGACAGCUCAACUUUUGGGCUGGCUGCCCUAUGUGGAUUUUACAGAAAAUAUGGAACACAUACCCGGUUUCUUCCUGGGCACGGCUCUAGUCGUGGUCUUCUGCUUCACUCGGCUGACUCUCGCUCUGCAGUGUGUGGAUGAUAAGGCGCCUUGUGUUAACAACGCGACAUGCCUGACCUAUGACAAUGGCACCGAAUACUGCAGGUGUGCUCCAGGCUUUCUGGGAGAGUACUGUCAGCACAGCAACCCUUGUCAACCAGGAUACUGCAUGAAUGGGGGGAACUGUUCUGUGUCCAUGUCAGCUGGUGUACCUGUUCCGGGUAGCGCCUCCUGCACCUGCCCUUUGGGCUUCACUGGACAGCAGUGCCAGACUCCCCAGAACUCCACGUGUUAUCCAAACAAUCCGUGUGCCAACAAGGGUGUCUGUGCCUUGCUGUCCCUCGUCAAGUACAAGUGUGAGUGCACCAGAGGAUGGACAGGUCCACGCUGUGAGCAUGAGGACAGCUGUCUCUCGAGUCCCUGUGCCAACGGUGGAAGGUGUAGUUCUCUGCCCGGUGGUAGUUACACCUGUUCCUGUCCUCCUGGCUACAAAGGUCCCCGCUGCCUUAAUGACACAAAUGAAUGUGCAGACACACCCAAUCCCUGCCAGAAUGAAGGCGAGUGUGUCAACACCCCUGGCUCUUACAAGUGUAUCUGUAAACCAGGGUUCACGGGCCUCCACUGUGAGAGUUCAUACAUCCCUUGCUCACCUUCACCGUGUCUGAACGGAGGCACCUGCCACCAGACCUCUGAAACCACCUACUCCUGCCACUGCCUUCCAGGUUUUAAUGGCACCAACUGUGAGAGUAACAUUAAUGACUGUCCUGGACAUCAGUGUGCAAAUGGAGGAACGUGUAUAGAUGGAGUCAAUACUUAUAACUGUCAGUGUCCUCCAGAGUGGACUGGUCAGCACUGCACGGAGGAUGUGGACGAGUGUCGGCUGCAGCCGAAUACUUGCCAGAACGGUGGCACGUGCAGCAACCUGAUCGGCAGCUACGUCUGCGUGUGCGUCAAUGGCUGGAGCGGCCCCGACUGCUCUGAGAACAUUGAUGACUGCAUGACAGCCGCAUGCAGCCCAGGCUCCACCUGCAUCGACCGUGUUGCCUCUUUUAUCUGUCUCUGUCCCCACGGAAAGACAGGUUUGCUCUGCCAUAAAGAUGAUGCCUGCAUCAGUAACCCCUGCAGAGAGGGCUCACAUUGUGACACCAACCCCAUCACCGGGAUGUUCAACUGUAACUGUCCUCCGGGCUAUAAAGGCAGCACCUGUAACGAAGACAGAAAUGAAUGCGACAUUGGUCCCAACCCAUGCGAGCAUGGCGGUCAAUGUAAGAACACUGAUGGCUCCUUCACCUGUAAAUGCGUGAGAGGUUACUCUGGGCCUCGCUGUGAACAGGAUGUCAACGAAUGUGCUUCCAGCCCCUGCCUGAAUGAUGGCACAUGUCUGGAUCGUAUCGGGGAAUACACCUGUAUCUGCAUGCCCGGAUUUGAGGGGACUCAUUGUGAGAUUGACGUGAAUGAGUGUAUGAGCUCCCCCUGUCUGAACCAGGGUAAAUGUGUGGACCAGGUCAGCCGUUUUGUUUGCCAGUGCCCAGCAGGUUUCAGUGGAGAAAUGUGUCAAAUAGACAUAGAUGAGUGUUCCAGCACGCCCUGUUUAAAUGGAGCCAAGUGCGUCGACCGACCCAACGGAUAUGAUUGUGAAUGUACAGAAGGGUUUACUGGUUUUCUUUGUGAGGAGAACAUAAAUGACUGUGAUCCACCUCCUUGUCACCACGGUGUGUGUAAGGAUGGCAUUGCCACCUACUCUUGUGACUGCAGCUCUGGGUACACUGGCUCCAUCUGUAACAUCCAGGUCCAGGAGUGCCUCAGCAACCCAUGCCAAAAUCGGGGGCGCUGUAUUGACUUGGUUGAUGCGUACCAGUGUAACUGUCUACCUGGAACCUCUGGUAUUAACUGUGAGGUAAAUGAGAAUGACUGUGACAGCUUCCCUUGUAAGAACGGAGAGUGCCAAGAUGGCAUCAAUGAGUACAAAUGCGUGUGCUACCCUGGAUACACAGGAGAUCGAUGUGAUGUCAACAUCAAUGAGUGCGAGUCAAACCCAUGUAUGAGUGGGGGAACCUGCAAGGAUAUGGUGAAUGGGUUCCAGUGCCUGUGCCCACCCAGCACCUAUGGCCCCCUGUGCCUUUCGGGGACUGAUCACUGCGCUUCUCAGCCUUGUGAUCAUGGAGAUUGUAUCGAACAGCAGCAUGGGUACCGAUGUGAGUGUAAGCCUGGUUGGGUGGGGCUACACUGUGAGCAGGAAAAGAACGAGUGCCUGCCAAACCCGUGCUCCAACGGCGGCAUCUGCCAGGACCGACUAAAUGGCUACACCUGCCAGUGCAAACCAGGAUUCAGAGGUGUCAACUGUGAAAAGAACGUAGAUGAGUGUGCAUCAGAGCCAUGUCUGAACAAAGGCAUUUGUAGAGAUGGGAUCAACAGUUACACAUGCCAGUGUAGUCCACCAUUCACAGGAAAGCACUGCGAAGUGGAGCAGGUUCCCUGUGCCUCCCAUCCAUGUGAGAGGGGAGGAGUUUGCCUCCCGUCUGCAGAUUACACUUCUUAUACCUGCCGGUGUCGACCUGGCUGGCAAGGAAAACGCUGCAAUGAAGACGUAAACGAAUGCUUGAAGAACCCCUGCCUGAACGGUGGUCGCUGCAUUAACAGCAAUGGAAGCUACAUGUGUAAAUGUCAACGUGGAUACAGUGGACACAACUGUCAGAUAAACGUCAACGACUGCUCACCAAAUCCGUGCCUGAAUGGAGGCAUGUGUGUGGACGAAGUGGCGAGUUUCUCCUGCGACUGCCGCCCAGGUUUCGAAGGGGAGCGCUGCGAGACUGAUGUGAACGAGUGUGCCAGCCAGCCCUGCAGGAAUGACGGCGUAUGCCGCGACCACAUGAACAGCUUCGUGUGCAAGUGCCCACCGGGGUUUAACGGAAUCCAGUGUGAGCACAACAUUCUCGAAUGCACUGAGAGCUCCUGUCUCAAUAAUGGCACUUGCAUUGAUGAUAUUAACACCUUUUCCUGCCAUUGCCGGCCUGGUUUUUACGGGAAGUACUGUGAGUUUGAGGAGAACGAAUGUGAAUCCCAGCCCUGUAAGAACGGAGGCACCUGCACAGACGGCCUGGGGACUUACCGCUGCACCUGUCCUCUGGGAUACAGUGGACAGCACUGUCAGAACUAUGUGAACCUGUGCAACCAGGUUAAAUGUGAAAACGGUGGCACCUGCUCUCAGACAGCUACGUCCUGGACCUGCCGCUGUCAGAUGGGGUGGACUGGACUUUACUGUGAUGUCCCCAACAUGUCCUGUCAGGACUAUGCUGCCAGGAGAGGUUUGGAAGUGGAAAAUAUAUGUAAAAAUGCAGGUCACUGUGUCAACGUGGGGAAUUCCCAUCAGUGUAAGUGCCAGUCAGGAUACACAGGCAGCUACUGUGAGGAGAUGGUGGACGAGUGCCAGUCCAACCCCUGUCGAAAUGGCGCUACAUGCAAGGAUUAUCAGGGCACCUAUGAAUGUGUAUGUAAACCAGGUUACCAAGGAGUAAACUGUGAGUAUGACGUUGACGAAUGCCACUCCAAGCCCUGCUUCAAUAGAGGAACAUGUAUCAACCUUAUCAACCGCUUCACCUGUAUCUGCCCACCUGGGACAAGCGGAGUCCAGUGUGAGGUGAAUGAGGACGACUGCUCCCCCAGCCAAGGCUCCUCUGAGCCGCGCUGCAGAAACGGAGGGCAGUGCAUCGACGGUAUUGGCCAUUACACUUGCUCCUGCCCUCCAGGGUUUGUUGGAGAGCGCUGCGAGGGGAAUGUCAAUGAAUGCCUGUCUGGACCCUGCCAUGACGCUGGCAGUCUCGACUGCAUUGAGCUGGUCAAUGAUUAUCAGUGCCUCUGUCGCCUCGGAUACACAGGGCGCCACUGUGAAUCCAUGGUGGACCUGUGUCUGUCUAAGCCGUGCCGUAAUGGCGGCACCUGCUCCAUGAACAUGAGCUCGGUGCACGGCUACAUCUGCACUUGCCCUCCAGGCUUUUCUGGAUUCAGCUGUGGUGAAAUAGGUGUAGAGGAUUAUAACUGUGCAAGGCUGGGUUGCCAAAACGGCGGACGCUGUCUGAGGUCACAGGCAGGAUACCUGUACUGCCAAUGCCAACCGGGUUUCAGUGGGUCACACUGUGAGAAGGAACAGUCGUGCUCUGUGCCCUGCCAGAACGGUGGAGUCUGUUUCAAAGAUCCGUUGAACCCAUUUCAGCACAGCUGCCGGUGUCUCAAGAACUUCUUUGGACGAUUCUGUGAGAACAGAGUAAGCGUGUCAGAGCCUCCGAAAUGUCCUUACGUGCAGUGUGAGCAGCACUCAGGAGAUAACGUGUGUGAUGAUCAGUGCAACAACCAUGAAUGCCAGUGGGAUGGAGGCGACUGCUCGCUCAACUGGCUGCAACCAUGGGUUGGCUGCAAAGCCAGUGUUCCCUGCUGGGAUCUCUUCAAAAACGGACAGUGUGAUAAGGAGUGUGACAACCCUGGGUGCCUCUUUGACAGCUUUGAAUGCCUAGAUACGCAAACCAGCCCCUGCAAGUAUGACAGGUACUGCAAGGACCACUUUGGAAAUGGCAACUGUGACCGGAGCUGCUACACUGAGGCUUGUGGCUGGGACGGACUGGACUGUUCUAAUGACGUGCCUGCCGAUCUGGCAGCUGGCACGCUCAUUAUCGUGGUGCGACUGCAGCCGAAGGAGCUUCUUGGAGACUUGAGGGGUUUCUUGCGCUCCCUAGGAGCCCUGCUCCACACCAGCGUGCGGGUGAGGCUGAACGAAAAGAAGGAACCAAUGGUGUACCCUUACUAUGGAGUGGACUACCAGCAGAGACAAGCAGGUCGAAGGAGCAAAAGCAAGCGAGAGCUAGACAGAGAGGUUAUUGGGUCUGAGAUGCAUCUGGAGAUCGAUAACCGUGAAUGUUCCAAGAGCUCCUCUUCUAAUUGCUUCUCCAACACUUCUACAGCUGCCUCCUUUAUUGCAGCAGCUCACAUCAAGGCUGACCUGCCUUACCCCCUGGUGUCUGUCAGCAGUGAUCCAACAGUGGACGAACCCCCAAUAUAUCUAAUCCUGAUAGGAGCUGCUGCGUGUAUCGUUCUCCUUAUUUUGGUGCUGGGGGUGCUGGCAGCCAAGAAAAAACAUAAACAUGGUGUUCUGUGGCUGCCUGAUGGUUUCUUGUCCACCAAAAACGACAAGAGAAGAGAGCCUGUUGGGCAAGACGACUUUGACAUGAAAAAUUUCAAGACACAUGAUGACAGCAUAGGUGAUGGAAAUCAGAGUAAGAGAUGGCUUGAAGAUGAAGCCCCAUCCAAAAAACCAAGAACCGAAGACAAACCUCUGCUUCCCAUCCCGAUGGAUGGAGGUGUCGACCACAGAGAGUGGACCCUGCAGCAUCGCAAAGCUGCUGAUAUUACUCUUACUCCUCCACAGGCUGAAUUGGAUGCUGACUGUCUGGAUGUUAACGUCAAAGGACCUGAUGGCUUUACCCCUCUAAUGGUGGCAUCCCUGCGACAUGGAACUGGGCCUGACUGUAGCCUGCAUGGAGAAGAGGAAGACGAGAGUGGAGGAGACGAACCCGGACCGAGUGUUAUUUCUGAUCUGAUUGCUCAGGGCGCAAAUCUGAUGGCUCAGACUGACCGCACAGGGGAAACUGCUCUCCACCUGGCUGCCCGCUACGCCCGGGCCGACGCUGCUAAGAGAUUGCUGGACGCUGGAGCAGAUCCCAAUGCUCAUGACAACAUGGGCAGAACUCCACUUCAUGCCGCUGUGUCAGCUGAUGCGCAAGGAGUUUUUCAGAUUCUGAUCCGUAACCGUGCUACAGAACUGGAUGCCAGGAUGAACGACGGUACGACUCCACUGAUCCUGGCAGCAAGGCUCGCUGUGGAGGGCAUGGUGGAAGAGCUGAUUCACUGCCACGCUGACAUCAAUGCUGUAGAUGACCACGGUAAAUCUUCUUUGCACUGGGCAGCGGCUGUUAAUAAUGUGGAGGCCACUCUUGUGCUUCUGAAGAAUGGUGCCAAUCGUGACAUGCAAGACAACAAGGAGGAGACCCCCUUGUUUCUUGCAGCACGAGAAGGCAGCUUUGAGGCGGCUCAGGUUCUUCUUGACCACUACUCCAACCGUGAUAUCACAGAUCACCUGGACCGGCUCCCGCGUGAUACUGCUCAAGAACGCAUGCAUCAUGACAUAGUCCGUCUGCUGGACCAAUACAAUUUGGUUCACAGUCCACACAACGGGCCAAACCACAUGGGUGGAAACUCCUCGAUUAUGUGCGGGGCUAACGGAGCAGGAUUCAUCGGUAUGCGCAAUGGACCUCAAGGCAAGAAGAGCAGAAGGGGAGGAGCUGGGGCGAAGGCGGGAGGCGUUGGCGGGGGGCCAAAGGAGCUUAAAGACAUGAAAGCAAAGCGAAGAAAGAAACCUGCUGGAGGAGAAGGUCCAGGUUUGGCUGCUGCUGCAGGAGGAGGAAGUGGAGGUUGUGCAGGUGGAGGGAGCACCAAUGGUGUAAAGGCAGCAGGUGGACUUCAAGAGAGCUCUGUCACCAUGUCACCUGUCGACUCCCUAGAGUCACCUCGCUCCUACACGGGUGAAGUUUCUGUUGCAGCCUCCAUUACAGCUAAUUCCCCUCCUCUACUGAGCAGUCCCACCUCCAGAGCAAUGCUGCCCCCUGUCAGCCACAUGCUGGGACAGCAGCAGGGCUGGGUGGACAUGGCCAAGCAUGGCUACAACGGUCACAUGUUUGGUCUCCUUCCACACCCGAUGAGAGGAACACACCCAGUCAUGAACCAUUGCCAGAGUGGCAUGAUGACUCCCAUGAACGUCACCAUGAGCAGGGAGCAGCUGCCCUCCAUCGUCACUUUCCAGAUGAUGCCAACGGGGACGGGCCAGGCCAUGCUGAAGCAGUCUCAGUCGGGACAGGUGCAAGUCACACAGGCCCAGGGGCAGAACCAGAAUCUGUGUCACACCCAGCAAGUACCGGGCCACGUCCACUGCAGCCAGGGAAUGAUUUACCCUGAUCAGAUGAAUGUGGUGCAAGGUCCCUCACACAAUCUGCAGCAUCCCCAUACCAUCAAUCACUCCAGUGGGAUGGAGGGCCAGUCUCGACCGUUGCCACCUUAUGCAAUGCAGAGCCCGGUGGAUAAAUACCCAACACCUCCCUCCCAGCACAGCUGCAUCAACACCGGUUCAGAAAGCACCACCCCGGGCAACCACCCGCAAAACGAGCACCCGUAUCUCACACCUUCCCCCGAAUCGCCAGACCCCUGGUCCUCCUCUUCGCCUCACUCUAAUUCGGACUGGUCUGACAUCACCACCAGCCCCACCCCGCUGGGGAACUCCACCGCACACUGCCGUCUUCACGCCACACACACAUUGCAGAGCAGGCGCAGAUGCAGCCGCCGUCGCAGCAGAUGCCGCAGCCCGCUCAGCAGCCUCAGCUCGGAAACACGCAGCUGUUUGCGUGAAGCCGCCAGAGGAAAGCAGACACAGACUGACACAAAAACACACAACCAGUGCCUUUCUCUGACCUCCGUGUUCGUUGAAAUCUUAAUCAGCCCCCUCCCCUUUUUGCAUCCCUGUCUUUUUCCAGUCAGGAAAACAAUGUAUAGUUUGUAUAACGUAACUCAGUACUUUCACCCAAAAUCAAAUUCUCUGGAGCAGAACUUUGACUCUAAAAACUUUUCCAUAAAUUUACAUUAAUCAGCCAAGACCUUUUCUCUUCAUUUGGAACCAAAUUUGCACAAUAAUAACCACUGCCACACCAUCCAGGCGCAUCCCAAACUGGUUCUGAUUUCUGAGGGAUCAAGAAGAGACUGUCGACCACAAGGAGCUCAGCACUUGUUGCUUCAGAAAAAUAAGACUUUUUCUACACUGACACUCUAAUCUGGAACGGUUUGUUAAAUCUGUUUGCUAGAUGCUACCUUCAUGUGUUCUUCAGUGUUAUGAACCUGCCGAUACUAACUCCUGGUUGACACCGUUCACUCUAAAUGUUUUUAUUUAACAAGUCUAAAUCAGUUAAUGCUUUUAUUAAAUAUGGAAACCUCCUUGCUGGUUUCUCUUUUUUUUUCUUCUUAUUCCUGCUUAUUUUGCUAAAGGCUAGUUUGUACAAAUGUUCUGGAAUGGUGGGAAAGACGAAAACAUAAAUGUUUUAUGGUUCUACAUUUGCAGUUUAGUUUGGUACAUUGAUUAUCUCUGGAAGCUCUUUAUGUGCAAACAGCAAUGUUGAAAUAUUUAUGUUUUAUCCGUUUCCAUUCUUAAGAAGUAGCGGAGGGAUUCAUUCUGUUGCUUUAAAAAAAUAUGCGUUGGUUUUGUUGAUCGUUACCGUUGGUGUCUCCAGGUUUAAUAUGCUGUAAGAAGAAAUGUACAUACACUUAAAGCAGGUUCUGCUUGUUUUAGUUGAGCUAAAUUUGUUGUUGCCCUCUUAAAGUGCCUGUUUUUUUUUAUAAAUAUCUGCACUUCCUGAAUGAUUUUGAAUGUUACAAAGGCGCAUGUUCUUACCGUUAAACUGCCUCUCUUCUAAGCAGUUGUCUUCCAGAAAUAUAUAUAUAUAACCAGCUUUGCUUAUCUACAAUCAGCGUAUGUCAUGAUUCAUUACCAAGUCUGACCACGAGCAGUAAAACGUGGGGUUUCCUCUGUUAGUAUUGUUUCAGCUCUGUGUUCACAGACAAUCAUAAAAAUGUUUUAACUGUUGAUGAUUUAAAAAAAAAAAAAAAAAGAGCGAGAGACCAAAUUUUGUUUUAGUCAAGCCAAAAAUCCUCACUGUGUACAUACAUGUGUAAAAGUUUAAAAGACUUGCUUUUUAUCAGAAGUAGGAGACGGAGCGCAUCAACCAAAACGUUGAAUCACUGUCAGCGAGGACGAACCAAUCGAUAUUCCUGAACUUUGCCUUGGUUUCCGUACACACGGUGUCUCUUUGGUUUCACAAACCCAUGUACUGUACGGUGACAUGUCAGUCUACAUUUUUAGUCAUAACUAUCUGGUACAUAUGCAAGGCUGUGUCUAUGUUCUGUAUAUAAAAUGUAUUUCGUAUGUUUACCAUUCUUUUCUAAGUUAACCACAUAGCCUGUAUUAUCCAUGCAGUAUGAAGUAGUUGUCACUAUGUCUAUAAUAUAAGGCAGAGCCGAGGUCGAUUGAGGCAAUGAUCUGUUCUGAAAAAACAAAAAAACAAUAAUAAACCAAAUGUGUUUACUUAAAUAAAACCCUGAUCUUAAUAGA